ACUAAAUUCUCAAAAAAAUUAACCAAUUCACCACUUCAUCAAUUUUCACCUUCUCAUAAUUCCUCCAUCACCAAUUUUCCAAUUAUGGCUUCUUCUACUCAAUUUACUAUCACUUUUGUAGCCCUAAUUCUUCUUCAAUACAUAAUAGGUUCGUAUUCAACAACAUUCACAAUAGUUAAUAAGUGCAGUUACACAGUAUGGCCAGGAAUUUUAUCCGGCGCCGGAACAUCACCGUUCUCCACCACCGGUUUCGCUCUUCAACCCGGCGAGUCCAAUGCUCUCCCCGUACCACCUUCCUGGUCCGGCCGUCUCUGGGGACGAACCCUCUGCUCCCAAGACUCCACCGGAAAAUUCUCAUGCAUAACCGGCGAUUGCGAUUCCUCCACCAUCGAAUGUGCAGGAAAAAACGCUAUCCCUCCCGCUUCCUUAGCGGAGUUCACUCUCAACGGCGCCGGAGGACUUGACUUCUUCGACGUCAGCCUCGUCGACGGUUACAAUCUCCCUAUACUAAUCGAACCACACGGACAAACCGACGGAGGAAACUGCACCGCGACGGGUUGCUCCGUCGACCUAAACGCCGCGUGUCCAACAGAAUUGAAAGUGAUGAGUAGUGACGGCGGUGGAGAGAGCGUGGCAUGUAAAAGCGCGUGUGAAGCUUUUGGGGAUCCACAAUAUUGCUGCAGUGGCGCCUACGGUUCGCCAGAUACAUGUAAACCAAGUACCUACUCGCAGUUUUUCAAGAGCGCGUGUCCACGCGCUUAUAGUUAUGCUUAUGACGAUGGAUCCAGCACUUUCACGUGUGCCUCGGCUGAUUAUACCAUCACUUUUUGCCCAACACCUUCCACAGGUUCAAUCAAAUCUGGGAACGAGAAAUAUCCGAUACCGGCGGCCGAUGUGUCUGGUGUCCGACGCGUGGACGGGACAGCCAACAACUUAGUGACUAUUGUUGUUGCCUUUGUUUUGAUGGUCUUGGUGGUUGAACGGUUGUGGUAGUAACUCAAUUCUAAUGUCAUCACACAUCAUGGCUGGUGAGAAAUUUGGUGUGGUGUGACAUUCUGUCACAAAAUUGCUUAAUCAAGUUGAAUUCAUCAGAAUGUGAGGGUUUGAUUACUAGCAAGUUGGUAUUUCAUAGAUUGGAACUUCUCAACUUGAACAACCAAAAAUUGAUUUAUGAGUUUUUUUUCCUUCUUUUUAUUAACAAUUUUAGUUAGGUUGUAUCUCUUGGAUGUUUAACUAGAAACAGAAUUAGGCAGGUAGCAUGGUUACAUCAGCUCAAAAGAUUCAUGUCAUUCAUAUGUUGUCCUCCGUAACUGAAGUGACAAAUUUAGAUAUUUUAGGAAAUUUAUUAAAUAUUUCGAUAGGAUCAAUUUGCUCUCCAAUUGUAAACUAUGAAUUAAAAUAAAGGAGGAGUAUAAUUUUGAUUA
Molecule: messenger RNA, 1424 nt
Organism: Vicia villosa (hairy vetch)
Lineage: Eukaryota; Viridiplantae; Streptophyta; Magnoliopsida; Fabales; Fabaceae
Product: pathogenesis-related thaumatin-like protein 3.5
Exons: 3
Coding region: 85-993 (302 amino acids)
Biological process (GO): defense response
Cellular component (GO): extracellular region
Source: RefSeq, a predicted model, not a curated record